This is a messenger RNA of Mercurialis annua (annual mercury), 1956 nucleotides long. Its product is annotated as rhamnogalacturonate lyase B-like. NCBI's taxonomy places the organism in Eukaryota, Viridiplantae, Streptophyta, Magnoliopsida, Malpighiales, Euphorbiaceae. The transcript is spliced from 16 exons. The record is from RefSeq and is a predicted model, not a curated record. Bases 1 to 1956 code for a protein of 651 amino acids. Gene Ontology annotation, molecular function: carbohydrate binding; catalytic activity. Gene Ontology annotation, biological process: carbohydrate metabolic process.
AUGAAGAAGAUGAACUCCUUUUUGUUUGCAGGAUUAAUCUUAUUUGCUUGCAUUUGUCCAAGAGUUCUAGGUCAAGCUUUGCCUGGAGUACACCUUCGUGAAGAGGAUCCUCGACAUGUGGUGAUUGAUAAUGGGAUUGUUCAAGUUACUUUGUCGAAACCUGAAGGGUUUGUGACCGGAAUUAAAUAUAAUGGAAUUGAAAAUUUACUUAAAGAUUAUGAAGAAGACGAACGUGGGUACUGGGAUGUGGUUUGGUACAAGCCUGGAGAAAAGGAUAUUUUUGACAAGUUGGAAGCAACAAAUUAUAGUGUAAUAAUAGAAAAUGAAGACCAAGUAGAAGUUUCAUUCACUACAAAAUGGGAAUCUUCCAAGAGCAGUUCUCAAGUACCCCUAAAUGUGGACAGAAGGUUUAUAGUAAGGCGUGGGAGCUCAGGAUUUUAUGCUUAUGCCAUAAUGGAACGCUUGAAAGGAUGGCCUGACGUGAACAUGGAUCAAAUUAGAGUCGUUUUCAAACUCCAAAACAAGUUUAACUAUUUGGUGAUAUCAGAUGAGAAACAUAGAGUGAUGCCAACUAUAGAAGAUCGCCAAAAGAGUGAGCCUUUAGCGUAUCCUGAAGCUGUUCGUAUAACCCAUCCACUCAAUUCUACACUUAAAGGAGAGGUGGAUGACAAGUACCAAUACUCCAUGGAGCUUAAAGAUAGCAAGGUUCAUGGGUGGAUAUCAGAUGACCCACCCACUGGAUUUUGGAUGAUCCGACCCAGCAAUGAGUUUAAUAUUGGAGGUCCACUUCGCCAAGAUCUCACCUCCCAUGCUGGUCCCAUCGUUCUUUCUAUGUUUACUAGCCUUCAUUAUGCUGGGGAGGAUCUUGACACAAAAUAUAGAAAUGGAGAGCCUUGGAAAAAAGUUUUUGGACCAGUUUUUGUUUAUCUCAAUUCUUUGCCUCCUAAAUCUGGCUACCAAAAGCUUUGGGAUGAUGCCAAAACUCAGGCAUCAACAGAAGUUGAAAGUUGGCCAUACGAUUUUCCUCAAUCUAAAGAUUAUGCUCAUGCUGAUCAGCGAGGAAGUGUUGAAGGAACAUUGGAGAUAAAGAACGAAGGCAACUCAACUUUGGCUAGUCUAGCUUUUGUGGGCUUGGCAGCUCCAGGCCCUGAAGGCUCUUGGCAAUUUGAGACAAAGGGUUAUCAAUUUUGGACCCAAGCUGAUAAUGAAGGAAAGUUCAUAAUUAAGAAUGUGUUAGCUGGAGAAUAUAAUUUGUAUUCAUGGGUUCCUGGUUUCAUUGGGGAAUAUGUACAUAAGGACACCAUUUCCAUUAAACCAGGAGAAUAUAUCAAAUUGGGUGCCCUAAAUUUCCAACCUCCAAGAAAUGGCCCUACACUUUGGGAAAUAGGCAUUCCUGAUCGAUCUGCUGCUGAGUUCUUUAUACCAGACCCAGAACCUCAAUUUAUCAAUAAAUUAUAUCUCAAUACAACACAUGACAAGUUUAGGCAAUAUGGAUUAUGGCAAAGAUAUACUGAUUUGUAUCCUAAAGGUGAUCUUGUAUAUGAUGUGGCUACUAGUAAAUAUAAUCAAGAUUGGUUCUUUGCUCAUGUUCCCAGAACUAUGGGAGAUAAAAAUUAUAAAGCUACCACUUGGCAAAUAAAUUUUGAGCUAAAGGAUGUAAGCAGAAGUGGAAACUAUACAAUCCAAUUAGCUAUAGCAUCAGCUAAUUCCGGCAGUCUGCAGAUGAGGUUAAACGACCCAACUGCAAAACGACCUUUAUUCAAGUCAGGAGGAAUUGGAAAGGAUAAUGCAAUUGCAAGACAUGGAGCUCAUGGAUUAUAUUGGUUUUAUACAAUUUCAGUACCUAAUAAUCAAUUACUCCAAGGGAAAAACUCAAUUUAUUUAACUCAGUCAAGCUGUAAAGCCCCUUUUGAGGGUAUCAUGUACGAUUAUAUUCGUUUAGAAGGACCUAAAUGA